AUGGCUUCAUUGCAUUUCUGUGCUGAGUGCAAUAACCUUCUAUACCCAGAGGCAGAUCAGACGAAUCAUGUACUCAUGUAUGCGUGCAGAAACUGCCCAUAUCGGACAGAGGCUGCCAAUCCUUUGGUGUUCAGGAACGAUCUAAAGUUGAUCUCUAAGGAACAACCGGGUAUCAUUGAUGAGCUUAUGACGGAUCCAACACUACGUCGUACGCUGGACCUGACAUGUCCCAGUUGCGGCCAUACAGAAGCCGUCAUGUUCCAGGACCAAAGCAAGCGGACAUUCAACAAGAUGAUCUUUUUCUAUGUUUGUUGUUAUUGCAAUCACCUCUUCCAUGAUGAGCCACUAGCCAAGCCCGACGAUGAUAAUGAAUAG
Messenger RNA from Malassezia restricta, 375 nucleotides. Its product is annotated as DNA-directed RNA polymerase II subunit RPB9. NCBI's taxonomy places the organism in Eukaryota, Fungi, Basidiomycota, Malasseziomycetes, Malasseziales, Malasseziaceae. The transcript is spliced from 6 exons. Gene Ontology annotation, cellular component: RNA polymerase II, core complex. Gene Ontology annotation, molecular function: zinc ion binding; DNA-directed RNA polymerase activity; nucleic acid binding. Gene Ontology annotation, biological process: maintenance of transcriptional fidelity during transcription elongation by RNA polymerase II; transcription-coupled nucleotide-excision repair; DNA-templated transcription. Bases 1 to 375 code for a protein of 124 amino acids. The record is from RefSeq and is a predicted model, not a curated record.